This is a messenger RNA of Dracunculus medinensis (Guinea worm), 882 nucleotides long. The record is from the annotation of a GenBank genome assembly. NCBI's taxonomy places the organism in Eukaryota, Metazoa, Nematoda, Chromadorea, Rhabditida, Dracunculidae.
AUGGCUACAACGUUAACAGUGAAAGUUCAUCCAGUUGUAUAUAUGACAAUUGUGUAUUCAUAUGAAAGAAGAUCAAAUAAACCAGGAGCUAAUGAUAAAGCAUUAGGAACUUUAUUAGGAUUUUAUGAAAAGAAUGCUAUACAGGUUACCAAUUGUUACGCGAUACCAUUCAGUGAACAGAAAGAAGAUACACCUGAAUUGGACGACGGUUUCAAUCAGUCGAUGUUGCAAAUGAUGAAACGAGCCACACCAUCAGAACAACCAGUUGGAUGGUUCUAUACAAAUGCUGAUCUGUCGGCACAUUGCCUUCCUUAUCAUGACUAUUAUAAUAGAUUGAUUAGCGAAUCAUCGGCAAAAAAAGAUCCACCACCAGUGGUACUAUUGACACUUGAUACGACUUUUAGCACAGUUGAGGAAAAUACGAGAAUGCCUGUCCGUGCUUACAUCAGAACGAAAGCUGGUAUCCCUGGCAGUCGAGAUCCUCAUUGUGCGAUGUUCAAUCCACUGAAAGUUGAAAUGGAUGCUUUUCCUGGUGAAAUCGUCGCCUUAAGACUAAUUCAUUCUGGAACUACUGAUAAGCAACGCGAAGUAAGAUUGGAAAAUGGAGUUCGACAUCUGGAGAAAAGUACAGGAGAAAUGGUUGCAUAUCUUCAGCGACUGCUGAAAUAUGUGAAUGAGGUUUUGCAGCAACCUGAACUUCCUGUUGAUUCAUCGAUGGGACGUCGGAUAAUGGACAUCGUUACAGCGACGGCUACUCAUUUGUCUGAAGAACGAUUGGAGAACCUUGUCAAGAAUAGCCUUAGGGAUUAUGUGAUGAUAUCAUACUUGUCUGGACUGACGAAAACGCAACUUGCCAUACAAGAACGCUUGGUGGCCCUAUAA